GCACAGACAUGACUUAUGAUGCUGAAUUUGAGGAAAUUAUCUACACAGCACUAACCCUGCAAGAUGACUAUCCCAUGUUGACUCCACUCCUGAAGGACGAAGACAUGAUCUAUCCUAGUGUCCUUGGGAUGUUUAAUGAUCUUAAUCCUACCAUGGAAGCCCAAGAAAAACUGCAGGAGGCUUUGAUUGACCUUUACUCUGUCUUGGGAAUCCCACAAGGGCCUCCAAUGAAGAGAACCUCAGAAUCCAAUAAGGAGACACCAUGCCCUAGGAUGGAUACCAAGUAUCAAACCAACAACCAACCUUCCAAAGGUCAUAAAAGGCCAUUGUUUGAAGAGGAGCAGAGGAAAAGCAAGAAACCCAGAAUCCAAAUGGAUGAUCACCUGCCACCUGUCAACUUCAGAUGUAGAAAAAGGACUGUUUUUUCAAACGAACAAACCCUCUUUCUCCAGAAUCAAUUCAAUCUCAACCCAUAUCCUGACUUUGUGAGCAGAUGUCAUAUUGCCAAGAUAACCAGAAUCCCUGAGCCCAGGAUACAGGUAUGGUUCCAGAACAGAAGAGCAAGGCAUCUUCUUAGAGGGACACGUUCCUAGAAACUUACUGCCAUCAAAGGAAAUCCUCAUCUAGAGUCCUCGUCCUUCAACUGUUUCCAUUCUGAUUACGCAGAAUCAGUAAUGGUUUCAUACACGUAUGGACUACUGCCUGAAUAACAUCUGACCAAUUAUGUUCAUAUUAAUGCACAAAGAUAUUGUACCCCCUUGUUCAAUUCAAGGACAUUUAGACCUAGAAUGAAGUCUUUCAAUCUCAAAUUACGUUUUCAUUCUUUUUAAGUACUUAAGUUUCUGGCUAUGCAACAGGAAAUAAAAUUAAUAUUAUAAGCACUUUAUUGUACU
This is a messenger RNA of Xenopus laevis (African clawed frog), 893 nucleotides long. RefSeq names its product homeobox protein siamois-like (gene sia4.S). Bases 9 to 593 code for a protein of 194 amino acids. The transcript has 3 exons. The record is from RefSeq and is a predicted model, not a curated record. NCBI's taxonomy places the organism in Eukaryota, Metazoa, Chordata, Amphibia, Anura, Pipidae.